AUGGCUUUUUUCAAAGUUUCAAGACUGUUGGCUAUUCUUGUCGUAAUGUUUGCGGCCUUGGCUGUUUGUAGCCCAAUCGUAAAUUUGAGUGAAAGACAAAAUACUCCCGUUCUUCAUGUCCCGUCUCCAGGCCCUGGUCCGUGGGCUAUUGAAUCUAUUCAGAACGUUAGUUGGUGGUGUAACGAGUGUGGCCAAAAUGACCGGGUAGUUAUUGAAAUUAUCAAAAACGGUACAACUGUCGUACGUAGAACAACGGGUCACAAUGCCAAUAGCGGCACGAAAGACUUUCUAAUUGAUCCAAGGUGGGCUACCGUCGGUGAUACGUUCACUGUUAGAGUAACCGAUACGCGACUUCAUGUUUCUGGAACUAGUGGACCGUUUACAGUUUUUAAGACUCAAGGAUAA
Molecule: messenger RNA, 405 nt
Organism: Paraglomus occultum
Lineage: Eukaryota; Fungi; Glomeromycota; Glomeromycetes; Paraglomerales; Paraglomeraceae
Source: the annotation of a GenBank genome assembly